AUAAUAAAGGGCUUCAUCAGAACACAUGCAGAGUUGGGCUGACUUCAGGCUAUAUUAGGAAAAAGUAGCCUUUGAGCUUGACUUCACAACCUUGAGAAUGUCCUUUCUAGUAUAAUUUUGGUAGCUGAUCACGUGAACAGCGUGUGCACACAUUUGUACACAAACACCAUGUUAAUUUAAGACAUAAGAAAUAUUUUAUUGUUCUAUUCUUAUUAAGAAACUGUACUCAGGAGAUUCUUUCAAGAUUUAUAUUCAUGUUAAAAGUCAACAAAUUAUUACUAGACUGACAUAUUCAACAUGCUCAUAUAUUAAUUCUUGUUUCAAUUUAGAAUAAUAAGAAAUGUUAGGAAAAUGCAGGGUAAGCAAUACACUUGACUAUUUAGAACUCUUCUGCAGUUCUGUAAAAACAAUUUUUAGUUGCACUAUACGCACAAAGGCAAUGCUGGAAGAGGAAUUUGCAGGAAAUCUGCAUUUUUGUUAUUUCUCAUUUAAGCAUAGGCAGUUGUUAGCUAAUCGUGAAAACUUCAGCUCUCAAAGAAACAAAUAAAUACUUUUAAAUAUACUAAACGAAACAUUUAAUUUUAACCCCUCCCAAAACACCCAUAUACACAAAUUUGUUCAUUCUUCCUUGGGGCCAAAUUCUGAUACCUUUGCUGAAUAACAAUGAAAACCAUCUAUCUAAAGUUCUCGCCGAGCAAGUUGCUUUCUUGUAUGACGGUACAAGAAGAUCAUUCCCGAAUCUGAUAAUCUCUUCUUUAAAUUUUAUUGAUAUGGGGGCAAGUCUUACCAUCGAUGUUUAAAGAAAUCCCAUUGAUUUAAAUGUUUAGCUGUUAAUAAAGGCUAGUGUUUUUCAACGGUGCCGAAGUUGUCGAGGGGGCUGGAGGUACUCGAUGUCCCUGCGGAGUCAGUCUAGAAGUUACCGUCUGUAUUGAGGUGCAGAUCAGGGCGCCUCUGUUGUUGGCAACAUACAAAGUCUCAACGGUGAUACCACCUCAACAGAAACGGGAAAAGAGAAGUGUCCCAAACCUGGGAUUUUCAGCACACUCCACGGUAUGUGGUGGCUGUGCGUAUUCCAUAUCUAGAAGGAAAGUGUGCACAACAACUUAGGUGUCCUAGAAGUAGAUAUAUCUUCAGCCUUUACUCUUCAUCAAAGACUCAUCUGAAAAGCCUAUUGUUUUUUUCUGUAAAAGGCAAUUUCCCUGUGGAAAGCUGCUCACUGAGCAGAGUUUAAAGCAGUUUCAGGGUCAUUUCCCAUCUCCGUAAAUCUGACCAUAGGGGUCUCUUGAAAGAAAAUCGCUAAGAAUUUCCAACUGGACUAUGUAAUCACAGCGCCUGGUAUCAAGAGGAGGGGGAGUGACAUGAAAUCACUGACUUGUGACAUACAUUCCUCAGCAACAGCAGCUGCUGCCUAAUGACAGCUAAUAAAGGGAAUCUUCCCUUGACAGAGCUGCAUGCCUGCAGUGGGACUGGAAUGUGCCCCAGAUAAAUCCACUGAUAACCUAGGAAGCAGAGAUCACACCCAAAGAGUAUAAAAGACAAGCUUUGGAAGAGAGAGGAUACAACAAGGAAGAGAGAGACCUGAAGAAACAUCUCAGAAGAGACAGCUUGAACUUUCCUAUUCCCAACAAACCCAGCGCCAUGGACACUAAAGGCUCAUUUUCCUGCGGCUUCUUCUUGCUGCUGCUCAUCCAACUUCAGUCCAGCAGAGCCAACCCUAUUUACAGCCUCAGCCCUGCCAAAGAACUGGCCAGCAUGGAGGCUCUGCUGGAGAGACUGGAGGAUAAGUUUGCAAUGAUUGAAGCCCUGGAGUCCAAUCCUGACCUGCAAGAGCCCAAACCCCAGGAGGAGAUCUCACCAGAAUUCAUAGAUGAUAGUGAUGACCAGAAAGCUGAAGCUAGGCUAGCACCCAUCACCCCUGUGUCCUACAGGGACUCCUUCCUCAAGAGACUGAGGGGACUGCAGAUGCCCAGGAUGAUGAGAGAUUCUGGCUGCUUUGGGAGGAGAAUUGAUAGAAUCGGCUCCCUGAGUGGAAUGGGUUGCAAUGGUGAGUCCCGGCUAAGCCAUUUCACUGAAUAGAACAGACUGCAUCUGCGUCGUGUGACAAGGGAGGAGCAGGUUCUCUUUUAAAUCCUUAUUAAGACACAGUACAAGAAAGAAUUUUAACCUAGUAUUUAAGCUAGUACUGUUUUUUCAAAAGAAAACCUGCAUCUAUUGAUUUGCUAGGUAAAAGCACUGCUGUCAACAGUUGCUUAUACUGAGAGAAAAACAGAUUCUAGUAACACUUCUUUCAUGUUUGGCUUGCAGGUUCCAGGAAGAAUUAGGACAACCUCCCUAGCCCCUACUCUGAAGAAUGCUUCACAGUACCCGUUCCUCCCAAGACGAAAGCCGGAUGCUUUCUACGCUCUUCAACAGAAAGUUAUUCCUAUUUUUAUUUAUUUAUUUAUUUAUUUAUUUGAUGUUUUUUAAAGAACAUUUCUUACUCUAGCACCAAGAGACCAUCUUUAAAUAAAACUAACACGUUAGACAUCUAUGCUGGACCUCUCUCCUGUCUGUUCCAUUAAAAUUUCUUGUAUUUUCCUACAGUCAAAAGCCUAUGUUUUAUUGGUACUCCAGUACCCACAAGGCUGGAUCAAUCUUACACGAGACGGAGAAAAUAUGAACUUGGUAGAAAUGAAAACGAGUUUUUCACUGUUUUUUCCCCCUGCACUAAGAAAUUAUAACAGAUUAGCAGGAAAAAAGCUUGCUCAACAUUGAAAGACUAACAUGAGUCCUCCUCUAGACAGUGUUUCAGUAACAAGAGAGUCCUUUUGCUGCUAUAGAUUAUUCAGUCAAGGAAACUGCCACAAAUCCCUCACGUAAGCAAAAUUUACAUGAAAAGAAAUAAGAAAAAUCAGAACACUCCACAAAUUUCAAAGGGAGAACAACUCCACAACCAAAGGGAGGAAAGGGAAUUCACUGUAUAUGCUUUCUAGCACUAACCAAAUAAAGGUUACAAGCAUCAACAGAAAGAUACAUUAACUGUGUCUUGUCUCACUCUGCAUGUGGCUGAGGUGCCAAUCCCCAGUGUUUCCUGAUGGAUCCUCAAUGGGCUGGAAUCCUAUCACGGUAUUUCUCAUGUGACGGCAGAUGGGAUCACUCCAAUUACAAAGCAGCUUGUACAUAACAUUUAUCACUUUCUGGGUACGGCCCUUCAUAAAGUUGUUCUGAACACGGCUAACGGGAACACUGCAAGUCUGAUACAGGUUUCCUAUAAACCUUUGUAGCUAGGUUUCACAACUAUGAUCUGAAUCUGGUCCAAACCUCAUUCUCUCCCCAACCCCAAAUAGGGUUAUAUUGCCAAGACCACAUCCAGUUAGCACCCCAAGGACCACAAAUUCCCAAAUCGCCACAGCAAUGGCAUUGAGCCCAGGCUCAACGCAACUGUCCUGUGAUUGCACAUACCACUAGAAACUACAUUAUUUUGCACAUCUAAUUUUAGGUCUUGUUCCCAGUGCCCAUUACUCAAGUACCCUGGAAAGCUCGUUCAAGGCCUAAGAACGCAGCAGCGCCAGGACAGGCUCAGCUGCAGCAGAAGUCUAAUUAUGACUUGGCUUAUGCAUAUGCACACAGGGAGAGGAACAGUACUUGGUCACAAUAGGCUAUGGGGAGGCAGAUGUGCCAGAGCCAUGACAGCUGCUGACAACAGCUCUCAGCAACCACAGCCACAGUGAAACUGUAAGUCUGAGUGCUGAAUGGCACACCACUCCUGCACAGGCCUGUUUACAGCCAAGGCUGCUGUACCCACUUUAACAGAGCUUAUGUCACACAUCACAUUUCUGACAAGCUGCCCUCCCAGUCACUCCCUGUGCUGCUGAUAUGGCCUCUGAGAGGAACCUGCAUGCUACCCACCACUCUGGGCCUUGUGAUUCCUCCCUAGGAAGAAGAGCAGAAGCCCACUCUGAGGGAAUAAUUUUGCUCCACUCUGAUGUGAAACAACAGCUAGUGUGGUACAAAUCACAUGUCACAGCCUCUCCUGCAGCAGCACCAGCCAAAGAUAAAACACUCUGUGCGACAGUGCACACACAGGUUUCCCUGGCAGGAGAAUUGAUUCACAGGUCAAGACUCCCAGCAGCUACCAUGAGUCAUCUCUGCAGUGAAAAGCUACAGUGACUUUGCAUUUACUCAAGAGAUGGUUUCACAAAUCCAGGUGGUGUGAAGUCACCCUUUGGGAAGCCUUCAUGAGGACAAUGAGGCUUUGUUUUCUCCAACAGGCUGUGCAAACAGCCCUGCAGUCUCCUGUUUCCUGCUGCAGCAAGACAGGAACACAAACAUGGAUCCUUCCACACUAGCAAUGGGCAACAGCCUGACUUCCCAUGUGCUGCUAUGAAGGACAGUAAAAACAGUCCUCGUACUCUAACAAUAACAGCCCUUGCUGGAGCCAAAUUUUACCCGGUCAAGCAAAACUUGCAUAGACACUGUAAAUUGUCCCUCCCUGUCUGCCCCUCAAGGCACAGAACACUAAUUAGUUCAGUGGAAUGUGCUAAAAAUGGCAAGAAGAGUUGGUGCUGCCUGACCCAAAGCCAGGUGGGUCCAGUAUUAACAGCAAGCCAGUUCCGGGUGGAACAAGUCUGUAUUGGCUUGCAGACAGCAUGUUAAUAGACCCUGUGGUCUGGGAGAACCUAAUUGAGUCGGCAAUCUAGGAAAAAAGCAUCUCUGUGGCUGGAUUUUUACUGCUACUCCCAUAAACACACUGAGCUGUAAAGCUGCCCCAGGGAAAUCUCACAGUCAGGUCAGAAUAGGACUUCACACAGAAACAAGCAAUUGCAAAAGCUGAAUGAGAGAAACCUAGUCCCAAUCGGCUGUACAGACAAAGAGCAUCACCCCCAAGAACAAGCAAAGCUACCACUGUUGCUGUGAGAGCUGGAUCAGAGAGAGCAGGGAACAGUCUUUGGAACAGUCAGUCCCAAACAAGCACUCAGUCAAAAGCAGCCCACUGCUUAUGGAGAAAGCAAGGACAUCUGAAAGCUAAAUAUCUUUCCAGAGCUGCAUUAAUUGCCUUCUAAAGAGGGUACAGAAAUCCUGUGGCCAAGAGGGUUCCUAUAGAAAACAGAGUCCUGAAAUCCUGCCCUCCCUGUCAGGCAUCAGAGUACUUUAUAAACCUUAAUCAACCCCCACAACACAGCAUCUAAGAUGCAUGCAAGUGCUAUCAUGCUCAUUGUGCAAAGGAAGAACUAUCCCAGUGGGAUCAGAGAAGGACCAGGCUAACACUCUCCACCCAGCUCUAAUGACAUUUGCCACCUCCUGCAAUGCCAGACUUCAUACUUCCUAAUAGCUUCUGGCAGUAAUGCUGACUGGCAGCACGUAAUUCAGCAGCUUUCUUUCCUUUGAACUUUGAAAUACAAUAAUCACACUAGCAUGCUUCAUGCACACCGUAAGGCAGGAGCCUCAGAUGGAAAGGUGGUCUGGCUGGUGUGGGUUUUUUUGUAAAUUAGAUUUGAGGGUUUCUUUCCCCCCUCAGACAUGGCACUAUCCCUUUCCAGCUUCCCACUAGAUGACAUGUUUCACAGAAAUCCCAGUCUGCAGGCAAGAAAGCCAAGAGGAGCUGUCACCACUGCUUUGUUUCUCUACGAAAUCAUACAUGAAGUAUAGGACACGUCCUCCGCUGCUGCAGAGAGGUGUGGAGCUGUGCCAAUUUGCAUAACAAUCUGGCCAUAGCCAUCUUGCUUGACUUACUUUCACUGAAGCUUGGCCCCCAAAGGCCUCGGCUGAUUGACAUCUACUCGAUAAGCGUGUUGCAGUCAUCCUAGGCAGCAACUCUUUACAGAUGAUAGUACGCUGGCUCCAUGCCCAAAGACAGAGGCUACCAGCAGUAUGAUCAUACAGCUAGCAGAAAGCCUCUUGACAGCUCUGCCAUGCUGAGAACAGCCUCUCCCCAAGUCUCUCACAUGCUCACCCAGAGGUACAGCUCCCAUUAGAUGGUUGGCACCCAGUUGUCCAACACUUGCCUUAAUUUUUACACUCAAGAAAGAAAAGUCCAGAGGCAUUGCUGAGAAAUAAGGAAGGGGGAUCUUUUCCUGUGCUUUUGUCACACCUUUGAGCUGUGAAACAUCUUGGAACAAAUCAAGAACAUUUCUUGCAGCAGAUGUCCCUGUGCUGUCAUUCCCUGCUGGAACUGAACCAUUGCCACUCCAGUGACAGCUGCUAUGGACAAAAGACUUUAAAAGGGAAUCUUCUGCUGGCUGAAAUCCCCAAUUCCUUACUACAGCAAGUGAUAGAAUGCAGUGGGCUUUGUUCUUUGAGUCUUAUUCCUGCUGUGGUUGCAAACAUAAAGAAGAAAGGUCUCAAGAUCAGUCUCAUAGUGAGAAGGAAAACAUCAGAGCAAAACAAAAAGGCAGAAAGAAAUUGUGACCACAGGAUGGGCUCUUGUACUUCACUGCUGGCAACCAAAACCCACUGCUGCCUUUUGGUCCUUUUCAGUUAUGGCCUGUAACAGUUUCUGAGGCCAGCCUUCCCAUCAUCCUAUCUGAAUGAAAUGAAAGGAAUUACUUCGACUGGAGUUCCUAGCUCAAAGAAUCCUGAGCACAUUAGUCCCCCUCUAAGCAGUUGUAACCACAGAGGGAGGAAGGAAGAUUUGUAAGACCUUCCCCCUACCUUCCCAUCUCCUGAAUGCUCUCUUGGAAAACCAGCAGAAUCCUGUAUAGAAAAAGAAGCAGAACUGGGAGAAGGAAAAAUUUUAAGAAAGUCAAAGGUAGUGAGAAGGCAGCUAGGGCCAGGCCUGCAAUGCUGGGAAAUGGGAAGAAGCAAAAGAAAGGUAAAAAUCAAUGUGUAAAUUCAACCAUCCCACAGUGAUACUUUCUAGUAUAAGCACUAAGGAGCUGUUGGGGGAGUCAGCAAGGGUCUCAGGGUUGUCCUGUCUUUUCUGUUAGUCAGGAGUUCUCCAACACAGUACUGUUUUUUGUGUUCAUCUAUUCAGACUGGUAUAUGUGGGUUCCAGUCUCCUGCUCCUAGAUGCUUAAGAAUCACUAAAAUGUGUGUUAAACCAUACAUGGCCCAUACAGUGACUCAUGCUUUUAUUUCUGCCUGUUUAUUUCUGUUUUGAAACAGACUGGAGAAAGGGACAUCCUGCUUACUUUUAAGCGUCUAAACCUCACAGACUGAUACCCCUUACUUCCCAGACGGUGGUGGAACUCACUGCCGUCUCAUUCCAGCUAUGAACAAGCUUUUUUGCACACUGCAUGUGAAAAGCUACAGUGGAAGCUGAAGACACUGGGUGUAUCCCAUGGCCGCUGAAAAGCGCUUCAGCACCCUGGACAAGAAGAGCAGCUUCAUUCUCUCAUCUUACACGCAAGCACAGCCAAAGCUCGGGGCAGCCAUCCGCUGUUUCUUCCUGUGCAUGCUGCACGGUACACACCUGUAUGUGUAUGCAGACGUGCUAAAGUAGGCAGCUUGUACCCUGCCAGCAAAGCAAAACAAAAAUAAUAAAAAAAAUAUCUCACUUGACAACACCCAAGUUCUUCUGCCAGAUACACAGUUUACAGGUACAGCGAUCAUGACACAUGGUUGGGUUUACUGAGUCUGUAAACCUCAGAAGAAAGAGAUUUUAAUCUAAACAUGCAGUUUGUUGCUUUAAGCAUAAAUGUAUUACACAGCUUUUCUAGUAACCACCCCUAUCACCCACGAUAAAAAUGCAAGACAAACCACCAUUUGUAACUAUUUUUGAUCUCUCCCUCUUGGCAAGAAACUUUACUGCUUUUAUUCUCUGCAUUAGGAAUGACCUUGCAUAUAAUCUUGACAACCAAAGCAGCCCUAAAGCUAGGUUAAAACCAAGUGUCUGUACCUGCAUCAGUCCAGCUGGCUGCUUUAGUAGGUUUGGCUGCAAGAAAAUUGCCAUUACACCAAAUUGUCAAGCUAUCUCUGUAACCAUGGACACAGCUCUUCCACCCUCUUUUUUUCAGGGGUAGGAGGUGAGAAAGUAGAUGAAAGACCAGACAGUCUAUUAUCUCCUUUGCUGUUAUGCUAAAGUGGCAGUUGAUGUACCUCAAUUUUAGGAAAGAGAUUCUUCUCUCAUUCCCUCCUACACUACUGCAUUUAAGCCUUUAGGCAGGAGCAGAACUCGAGCGGAGUUUUCCCCCGCUCUUUUCUCCUGACGACUCUCUUUACCCCGAUUCCUUGCUAGGAGCACAGCUUAAGACCACCAUGGCACUACUUACUUAGCUCCCAAACACAGACAUUCUGCCAUCCCCUCCCAUCAGACGGUUUUAUCUAUUUCAGGCUCUCCCUAUCAUUAUGUACACACCAAGCGAGAGACUGAGGGCAGGAGCCAGAUAAGCAGCUAGCUAACUUCAUAUUCGAGUACAUCAGAGUGCCCUGUACAACACUGCUACCUGAUCCAGAAAAACAGCACAAACGUGGAAAAGCAGUGAGUUUUUUGGGUCAGAUAUUUCUGCAGUGUUCAAAGACUGUACUUAGAUUUUUGGCCUGUAAGCAUGUGAUGGAAGUUCAAAAAUUGUCACAAGUUCUUUCCUGUAAGGUAGACAGCAGGAUAAGGCAGGAAAGAUAGCCACAAACUAAAUAAAAGCUAAAGAUGGAAUUAACGAUUUUUCACAUCCUGGAGAAGUUAUCUGUAAAACGUGAGGUGCAAUACUGCACUCAAAGCCUUUCAUUCACUUACUGGGAAGGAGGGGAAAAGCAAGAGUUCUUAGGUAAGAAAAGCAGCCUCUAGCACAAUGUGCACAAUUCAGCUCAUUAUCAAGCAGUUGGUAAUUCCCUCUUUUAAACAGCUGUUGUGAGACAACAGUGGUCACGGCCUGAAGGAUUACACCCGUGCCUAUCUUUGCCCUGCCUCAGAGCACCUUCUGCACAAACUGUUAG
This is a messenger RNA of Falco peregrinus (peregrine falcon), 8850 nucleotides long. RefSeq names its product natriuretic peptides A. Gene Ontology annotation, cellular component: cytoplasm; nucleus; extracellular region. The transcript is spliced from 2 exons. NCBI's taxonomy places the organism in Eukaryota, Metazoa, Chordata, Aves, Falconiformes, Falconidae. Gene Ontology annotation, molecular function: hormone activity; hormone receptor binding. Bases 1639 to 2076 code for a protein of 145 amino acids. The record is from RefSeq and is a predicted model, not a curated record. Gene Ontology annotation, biological process: negative regulation of systemic arterial blood pressure; receptor guanylyl cyclase signaling pathway; cGMP biosynthetic process.